Molecule: messenger RNA, 843 nt
Organism: Meyerozyma guilliermondii ATCC 6260
Lineage: Eukaryota; Fungi; Ascomycota; Pichiomycetes; Serinales; Debaryomycetaceae
Gene: MRPL10
Product: mitochondrial 54S ribosomal protein uL15m
Exons: 1
Coding region: 1-843 (280 amino acids)
Biological process (GO): translation
Cellular component (GO): mitochondrial large ribosomal subunit
Molecular function (GO): structural constituent of ribosome
Source: RefSeq, a predicted model, not a curated record
AUGCUUGGCUUUAUCCAGAAUUUAGCAGGUUUGAGGCUCUCCAAGCCCUCCAGCUUGCUUGCCAUACGAAACGCGUCGUAUUUGGGGCGAUUGGUACCCUCGGAAGGCGCGGUAAAAAGCUACAAGCGGCUCGGAAGAGGUCCUGCUUCCGGCAAAGGUAAGACUUCCGGUCGAGGUCAAAAAGGUCAAAAGGCUAGAGGUACCAUUCCAAGAUGGUUUGAGGGUGGACAAACCCCCUUUUACAAAAGAUUCCCCAUUAUUGGUUUCAAACGUCCUCAUAAACGGAUUUUUCACGAAUUGAACUUGGACAGGAUCCAAACUUUUUGGAAUGAAAAUAGAAUACCCCUUGAAGCCGGAAGUACGUUGACCAUCAAGGUGAUGAGAGACUGUGGAAUCAUAACCGGAUCGGUCAAAGAUGGUGUUAAAAUUCUUGCAAAUGGUGCUGAUGAGUAUACUGUACCAUUGAAUAUUGAGAGUUCCAAGGCAUCUUUAGGAGCUAUCAAAGCAAUUGAAAAAACCGGCUCGACCUACACAUCAGUUUAUUUUACCCGGUUGAGUUUGCAGGCUCAUAUAUUCCCGGAAAGAUUUCUUCUUAAGAAGGGUUAUCUUCCCCUUCCUGCUCGCCCUAUACAUAGAAGAGACAUUGAAUUUUAUUCCAAUGAAGAAAAAAGAGGAUAUUUGUUGAAGGACCGUUCAAUUCUCUUGGAUCAUAUGGGACAAAAGUCCAGAACGCAAAAGAGGGCGAGGAAGAGCGAAUUGACGAAGCAAUUGGAAGCAGCGUCUCAAAAGACCCACACAGACUUCUCACAAACUAGUGUAGUAGAUAUCAGCAAAUUUGCCUGA